Messenger RNA from Durio zibethinus, 1253 nucleotides. RefSeq names its product protein transport protein SEC13 homolog B. Gene Ontology annotation, cellular component: nuclear pore outer ring; COPII vesicle coat. The record is from RefSeq and is a predicted model, not a curated record. NCBI's taxonomy places the organism in Eukaryota, Viridiplantae, Streptophyta, Magnoliopsida, Malvales, Malvaceae. Gene Ontology annotation, molecular function: protein binding; structural molecule activity. Gene Ontology annotation, biological process: protein import into nucleus; COPII-coated vesicle budding.
CGUCAUUUGAUGUGUAAAAAGAAGAUCGAGGCCGGGCGAGUUCGAUCUCAAAUUCAAAAUCUUCAAUCGAUCAAAGCCCUCGUCAAAAAUCCCCUUUCAAGCCUGUUCCGAAUCGAUCACCACUUCCCUUCCGCCACUGUUCCUUCCGCCAAUUUCAGAUAAAGGAAAUGCCUUCACAGAAGAUUGAAACUGGCCAUCAGGACACGGUUCAUGAUGUGGCUAUGGAUUAUUAUGGUAAGCGUAUUGCGACUGCCUCAUCGGACAGCACAAUUAAGAUAGUUGGGGUGAGCAACAAUACACAUCAGCAUUUAGCGACUCUGACGGGUCACCUAGGACCAGUAUGGCAGGUGGCUUGGGCUCACCCAAAGUUUGGCUCCUUACUUGCUUCAUGUUGUUAUGAUGGGCGUGUGAUUAUAUGGAAGGAAGGCAAUCAGAAUGAAUGGGGUCAGGCUCAUGUUUUUGAAGACCAUAAGUCAUCUGUUAAUUCGAUUGCUUGGGCUCCUCAUGAAGUGGGACUUUGUUUGGCAUGUGGUUCUUCUGAUGGAAAUAUAUCAGUUUUCACUGCAAGGGCAGAUGGAGGCUGGGACACAUCAAGGAUUGAUCAGGCUCACCCGGUUGGUGUAACUUCUGUUUCAUGGGCUCCAUCAACAGCACCCGGUGCUCUUGUUGGUUCUGGCUUGCUGGACCCUGUCCAGAAACUUUGCUCUGGUGGAUGUGAUAACACUGUAAAGGUGUGGAAGCUCUACAAUGGAACCUGGAAGAUGGACUGCUUUCCAGCUCUUCAAAUGCAUACUGAUUGGGUACGAGAUGUUUCUUGGGCGCCCAAUUUGGGGCUACCGAAAUCUACCAUCGCAAGUGCAUCACAGGAUGGGAAAGUAAUUAUAUGGACAGUGGCCAAGGAAGGGGAUCAGUGGGAAGGCAAAGUAUUGCAUGAUUUUAGCACCCCUGUCUGGAGGGUGUCAUGGUCAUUGACAGGAAACAUAUUGGCUGUCGCUGAUGGGAACAACAAUGUGACAUUGUGGAAAGAAGCUGUAGAUGGGGAGUGGCAACAGGUGACUGUUGUUGAGCCAUAGCACUCAUCAUUUUGGCCAUGUUUUAGAACCUAUUUAGUUACGUGUAUGUGAACUAUAAGGUUUAAUAUUUUUAUGCAGCUGCAUAGUUGAAUCAUUGUGUUGGAUAUUCUAGAACUCAAAUUUUGAGCUUGAAAUUGUGUCUCGAGUCCUUGCUGAUUAUGGAAGUUGAUGUACUUUGCA